Molecule: messenger RNA, 465 nt
Organism: Botrytis byssoidea
Lineage: Eukaryota; Fungi; Ascomycota; Leotiomycetes; Helotiales; Sclerotiniaceae
Exons: 2
Coding region: 1-465 (154 amino acids)
Source: RefSeq, a predicted model, not a curated record
AUGCCUCGUCUAGGAAAAUCGACUUACGAUGAGGCCGCAGUCAAAAGACAAACGAGUUGUGAGCUCAAUGCAAUAUCCUUUGUGCGACAACAGUCAAGCAUAAUAACUCCUGAAGUCCAUGCUUUCAAGAUGAGUAACGAUAGCAUUGUGAGAGUACCGUUCAUCUUGAUGGACUGUUUAGAGGGUAAUGUUGGGAUGGAUGUGGGUGGUCCAUUUGAUACGGCAACCGCAUUCUAUACAGCUUGGGCAUCCAGUGUUGAAUUUCGCAUGUCAGAAGAUAGAUUGCGAGCAGCAUCCGGUCCAUAUGCUGCUGAAAUCAUCCCCAGAGUAGUAUUGUUUCCAGCAGCCGUCAGCAAAAUAGCCAGCAAACUUUCCGUCCGUGAUAACGGCCCCUUUCCCCUUUGUCACGGUGAUUUUGGUCGCAAAAACAUUAUUGUUGACGCCAAAUACAGGAUUGUUGGCUGA